ACGUUGCAUUCUGGACAUCGAACUGUUGCUUUCUGUUUUGGCUCGGUCAGUCCCCGGUGCCGAGAUUAAGGGCUGACAUAACAGACCAUCGCUGGAUUUUCCCUCCUCAUGAGAUUACGAAUUUUUAUCCUUUCAGAAGUGCUGCCAGCUUCGAUAUCGCAGCCAGGAAAGCAACAAGAAAACUCUCUGUGGUACCAAACUGGUUUCCAGGGGAAUGAAAGGGCAAACAGUCAGAGUAGAGUGAGAGAUUAAAAAAAAACCCAAGCAUGUGUUAAACUGUUUUGGGAAAAAAUAAAUAAAAAAGGAGAAAAACAACAAAAUUUGUUAUAAGCCCAGGGGGGGGGGUGCUUGUUAAAGUUUUGGGAGGACCUCCUGGGAAUGAUAUAUCUUAAAGAAAAAGGUGACAACCCAUGAGGGAACGUCGCUGGCAGACAGCAGUGGGUUUACACUCCCAAGCAGAGAGCCAGCAGACUGACAGCGUUGUUACGCAGAUGUUCCACAUGGAGUUGUUAGUGUGAGUGCUCUAUAGCUCAUCUGGAUAAUUGACUUAGAUUAAUUAAGCAUUUAAUUUCUGGAGUGCAAAUCCCACAUUUGUUAUUGUCCAUUUUGUGAUGUCUCUUAUACAGCUGGGUGUUUGUUUUUGAGGAAAAACAUUUCUUUUUCUGGCCCAUUGCUGGAGAAAAGCCGUGACCUGGUGCUGGUGUUCCGCUGUCACUGGGGUUGGCAUGACUGCACAGGACCUUCCAUCGCUCCUGCUCCUUGCCCUGACGCUAGGCGGCCUCUCAUUGGCCCAGACUGACAAACUGCCAGAUGCGGAAUCCCUGGCAGCCAAUCAGACGGCAGAGCCCUCGAUGCCCCUGGACAUCACCCUAUCGACACCUGGAGCGGAGCCGGAGGAGGACACGGUUCCGCCCUCUGGAAUGAGAUGCCGGGGCUAUUAUGAUGUCAUGGGUCAGUGGGACCCGCCCUUCAACUGCAGUGCCGGCAUCUACAUAUAUUGCUGUGGCACCUGCUUCUACCGCUUCUGCUGCCGGUUCAAGCCACACCGGUUGGACCAGACGUCCUGCUCCAAUUAUGACACGCCCAUCUGGGCCAAUACCGGCAAACCCGCAGUGACCAUACCCAUAUCGCAGGAUGGGCACGACCAUGACAAGACCCACAUGAUCGUCUACAUCAUCUGCGGCGUGGUGGCAGUGAUGGUGCUGGUGGGCAUUUUCACCAGACUGGGUCUGGAGAAGAGGAACAACCGGCAGAAUGACAUCACCAGCUCCAGGACGCUGACUGAGCUGCUGAAGCAGCCCAGUGGGGAGGUGAGCAUGGAUGGGACGCCACACCUGGGUGCCAACGGGAUGCCCGGCCGCAUGCGGCGCAGCAGGAGCGAACAGUACCACCUGAACGAGAUCCCCUGCUCCCCGUAUGGCCUGGCAACGCCGCUCGCCCACCCCCAGGCCAGCCUCCACGCACCAGGUGUUAAUCUCGCCAGGUACACAUCGCUCAAGACCAUCGAUACCUCCAGCAGAGGGUAUUAUAAAAGUUACCCCUUGAUAGACUUCUCCCAAUACCGGGCUCCACCCUCCCCGUUCCAGCCACUCCCACUCCAACCCAAGGACAAGUCCUACCUGUGUGUGACGGACAUCAAUUCGCCGAUGAGCUUCUCCAUGCCCCGGGGAGUGUCCACGCGGACCAAACUGACCAAGACCACCACGCACCCUCUGCUCUCCAACCUAGACCUGGCCGCCUGGGAUCACGGCAAGGUGCACAUUCACCGGCAAUAUUCCCACCCCCCUCAGGCUGUUGGUCGACGCCUGGCCCACUCCGGGGGCCGUGAGCUCAGCGUGGAGACCCUGCCGGAGAUGUUCUCCCGCUCGGCAGUCUACAGACACGUGCCCCUGUCACCCCAGCCCGUGCAUCACCACGGGCAAAGGGCGUUCCUCAGCAACAGCAGGACAGAGGUGACCGUCUGAGCCAAGCUGGGUACACGCUCGAUUUGUGGCAAAGUCUACGUGUUUGCAUGCACGUCUUCUCCAUGAUGCGGAGGAGGAACCCAGCGACAUAGUAUUCUGUUUGCCAUUAAUAAUCUCCAACGAACAUGACCAGUCUUCCAGAAUCUUCCUUCCCUGUCGCCGUCGGCACCCGUUGCCACGUCCCGGACCUGGCUGACCGUCCUCGGUCCCCCUCUCCGGCAGCACGCUCCGGGCCCCCGUCACUUCACAGUUGACCUGUGGCGCUUGUGUGGGAGCAGGACCUCAGACUGCGUCACAGUCCAGGGUCAGCGGACGAGCUGUAUAAUGAGACGAGAACAAACAUAUUCACGCAAGAAGGAGAAAAAAGACCAGGAGAGGCGCGAA
Paramormyrops kingsleyae is the source of this 2348-nucleotide messenger RNA. RefSeq names its product shisa family member 8b (gene shisa8b). NCBI's taxonomy places the organism in Eukaryota, Metazoa, Chordata, Actinopteri, Osteoglossiformes, Mormyridae. Gene Ontology annotation, cellular component: postsynaptic membrane; dendritic spine membrane; postsynaptic density. The record is from RefSeq and is a predicted model, not a curated record. Gene Ontology annotation, biological process: regulation of AMPA receptor activity; regulation of short-term neuronal synaptic plasticity.